This is a messenger RNA of Pieris macdunnoughi, 1011 nucleotides long. Lineage: Eukaryota; Metazoa; Arthropoda; Insecta; Lepidoptera; Pieridae. The record is from the annotation of a GenBank genome assembly.
AUGAAAUGCAAUAUUCGAGAGCUGUCUCUUUUAAGUGACAGACCUUGUGUUAUGGAAGGAAGACUAAAUUAUAAAAAAGUUACAGGCAAUUACCGAAAUCAGACAGUUUUCAAAGAACGGUGGUUUAGAUUAAUAAAUAAUUACUUAUUUUAUUUCAAAAUAAGUGAAAUGGGGAAAUUUGACACCAAACAGCCAGCUGGUGUAUUUGUUAUGGAAAAUUCUUCGGUACAAAUGGAACAUGGUCACCAUAUUUCUUUUUCUUUCUCCAUUUCCUUUAUAGAUGAACCUGAAAAACGGCAUAUAUUUGCUGCUCGAAGUGAAGAUAAUGUGGUACAAUGGGUUUUGAAGCUAAGACAGUCUUCAUAUGAGUACUUAAGAAACCAAUUGCAUGCCCUUCAGUCUAAGAUAUACUCCAUUACUGGCAAGGACCCAUUGCUGCUGGUACCACGUAAUGAUGGUGCAUGUUUGUGGGCACCAUCUAUACCCUUUUCAACAGCUCCAGCAUGCACAGUCAACACAAGCUCAUUCAGCUGUCACCUCCACACCAAUGGAGCCUUUACACUUGAGAGGAGCAAGUCAGAUGUUCAGGCUCACAAACACUUGAGGUCAGAAUAUCAGAACACAACUACAUUUUACACUGACAACAUAAGUAAGGAAGAAAACCAAGGCUAUGCAUUGGAAAAAAGUAAGACAUCAGUCUUAACAGCUAGUUUGAAUCCUAUAGAUAUAUCUAUUUUUGACAAUAGACCCUUAUAUUCAAGAGCUGCUCCUAGCCCACCUGUAAGAACAAAGUUGUCACCAAACACCAAACGUGUUGAAGCAAGUAAAGACUUCAAAAUGUUUUCAGAGCAAGGAAAGACUUUAGCUCAGAGUAGCAUUUUAGAUCCUGCUCCUAUUCCUCCUAGAAGAAAAAUAUUACCUAAACAAUCUAAUACAAAUUCAGGAAGUAAUACAAAUAGCAACAGUAGAGACUCUUUAGAUAUAUCAAAUGAAGAUUUAAUUAAAUUGUGA